Molecule: messenger RNA, 1623 nt
Organism: Funneliformis mosseae
Lineage: Eukaryota; Fungi; Glomeromycota; Glomeromycetes; Glomerales; Glomeraceae
Source: the annotation of a GenBank genome assembly
AUGGCCGCUGCUUCUUUACCUGAACUUUGCCUUGAAAGAAUAUUUGAAUAUUUGAGAUAUGAUUUAAAAACUCAAUACUCGUGUAUUCUUAUUAAUAGAUAUUGGUGUUCAUCACUUAUAGCAAUGCUCUGGGAAAAUCCUUUUGAAAUGAUAAAAACAAAGAACAAAACAAAGGACAACGUCCGUUCUAACACUUACCUUAUCAACACAUAUUUGAUUUAUCUUCCUAAAGAUACUCAGAUUCCUAUUGAACUUCAUGAAACAUCUAAACAACCACUGUUUAAUUACGCAAGUUUCUUACGUUACAUUUCUAUUCAGAAUAUUAAAAACAGUGUUGGGAAAUGGGCAAGAUUCAAUGAAACACCAAAAUUUAAAACAUUCUCAUCCAAUCUAGAAAAUAAUGACACUAUAGGUUAUAUAGCAGAGGUUUUGAUUAAACAUUUGUUUACAAGUUCAACUUAUCUCAAAUGCGUUGAUCUAUGUCGUGAACAUUUGUGUCCUAUACCGAGUGUAUAUGAAUUACCAAAUGCCGAAACAAAAUUAUCCCAAUUACAAAUUUUUAAAUGUGAUGAUGAUAAAAUGACUAGGUUUGCUAGUAAAAUUUCAAGAGAUAUUCAACAUUUAGAAAUACGAUUAAAGGCAAAAGCGUCUUUUGAUCAAUAUUAUAUACCUUUGAAAGACUUUGCGAUGUUGAUUCGAGCACAAAGAAAUUUACGAAAGAUUUUAAUUCAAUACAGCCCAACAAUUUAUUCUCGAGAUGAAAAUGUUUGUUUAUGGGAUAAUUUAAUGAAUCAUACAAAAAGUUUAGUUAACAUUAUAUUUGUAGGGGUUAAAUUUGGUUUUCAAUUUCCUUUAGGAUGCCUCUCAAAAUUCCAUAACCUCAGGAGGUUGACAUUAGUCGAUUGUGAAAUUGGUAAUGUAUACCCUUUGGAUUAUCUUCUACCCUUCUUCGACGAAGAUGACGAUUAUCAGGAUAAUAAUCCACUGCUGAUAAGAGAUAUACAAUCGUUUCAUCAAGUUGAAUUUUUAUCGAUUAGAACAUCAAAAAUUGAUAUUAAUAAAAUAGAAAUUUUAUUUCGACAAGCCGCAAAUUCACUUCGAUCGUUAGAAUUAUUGGAUUUGGAUCACUUAAAAAAUUUAGAAUCCUUUACACAAUUUUUUUCAAAUAUUACUCGAUUAACGGUUGGAAUUAACGCGAGAUGGAAGAUAGUCGUUUCUAUAGUAAAAUCGGCGAACCUGUUACAAGAACUUUACGUUCAUGACGAAAGAUCUGAAAUUUUUAGAAACAAUCUUAUCGAAAGGUACAUGUAUAAACCUAUGACAGCUGAUAGUUUCCUUUGUGAAGUUGGAAAAGCGAUGGGUGAACAAGUUUACAUGUUUAGAUUCACUUUAGAUUGGUACUUUUAUCCAAAUUCUUUGAACACAUUUUUGAAAAGAUGCAAUGCUAAACGAUUAAAAAUAUUGGAUUUUAGAAAAUGCAAAUUUUUUAGUAAUGAACAUUUAAAUCAAGUGAUUGAGUUUUGUGGUGGAACUUUGGAUUAUUUAUAUUGCGAAUAUCAUCAUACUUUUACACCAACGGAUUUAUCAAGAGCAAAGCAAGUCAUUAGGAAUGUUAAUUGUUGA